GGAUCCAACCCAUUUGCAGGCUGCUGCCCGACGUACAAAUCGUGCUUCGGAUACAAGCCAGAGAGGAGCUUCCGCGAGACCUGCCCCUGGCUCUCCGCUCUCUCUCCGUGUCGCCUCAGGUCAUUUCCUACCUGGAAUCUGGUGUGGCUAUUGCUGUUGUUGAACUCGUCAUAUAUGUACUGAUAGUGAAGUUGAAAUCUUUAUUCAUUCGAAGCACGUUUCUGCAAUUUUUUUGGCUAUAUUGAGAAUGGCCCACUGUCGCCGAACUCUUAUGGCAUGUUUGCAGUUUGGAGCUAUAAAUCAAAGAAGGUUGGUUCGUUAUGAGCUUUUUAAUCGCUUCUGUACUUAUUCACCGGAGCUGCCUGAUUGGUUUAAGUUCCCGCAGGGUGAGCAGUCUUGUGUGGAUUCUAAUGAUGAUUUUGUGCUCCCAACCAAAUUAGAGUUUUUGGAAGAUAGUGUGAGUAAUAGGACUCAUGAUUGCAGAACUGAUGUUAGAGUUGUGUCUCAUGAUAGCAAGGAUGUUGAUCUCGAUGAUAUUAGUAGGAUUUUAAAAUCUAAGUUUACAUCUCCUGAGGCGGUCUUUGCAGCACUUGAUCAUUGCUCUGUCAAGAUCUCGGAAGGUUUGGUCAAUACAAUUUUGAAGAGGUUUAGCAAUGACUGGGUUCCUGCAUUUGGUUUCUUCAUAUGGGCUGGUACUCAAAUAGGCUACAAACAUUCUUCUGAUUCUUAUGACAUGAUAGUUGACAUUUUAGGAAAAUCAAAGCAAUUUGAUGUGAUGUGGGGAUUGAUUGAUGAGAUGGUUCGGCUAGGGGGGUUGGUCUCAGUAACAACCAUGACAAAAGUGAUGAGAAGGCUUGCUGGAGCCUGUAGAUGGAAUGAAGCCAUAAAGACAUUUCACAACAUAGAGCAGUUUGGUGUUAAGAAAGAUACUUUAGCCAUGAACAUUCUGUUGGACACCUUAUGUAAGGAGAGGAGUAUUAAGCAUGCGAUACAUGUCUUUCUGGAGCUGAGGAAUGAGAUACCUCCUAAUGCGAGUAGUUUUAAUGUUAUAAUUCAUGGGUGGUGCAAAGCACGGAAAUUAGAAGAGGCUUGGCAGACAAUGAAGGAAAUGAGAAAAUUUGGUUUUAAUCCUUGUGUGAUUACAUAUACUAGUCUGAUUGAAGCAUAUUGUAUGGAGAAGAAUUUCAGGAUGGUUGAUGCUAUUCUUGAUGAGAUGCACACCCAUGGAUGUCCUCCAAAUAUUGUGACUUAUACUAUCAUAAUGCAUGCUUUAGGGAAGGCAAAAGAAACCCAUGAAGCUUUGAAGUUUUUUGACAAGAUGAAGAAAGAUGGUUGCACACCUGACACUUCAUUCUAUAACUCUUUAAUUUAUAUAGUAGGUAGAGCAGGAAAACUAUGUGAUGCCAAUGUCAUAUAUGAGGAGAUGUGCAAGAAGGGAAUCUCUCCAAAUGUAAAUACAUACAAUACCUUGAUUUCAACUGCCUGUGAUCACUCCCAAGAAGAGAGUGCUUUGAAGCUACUUCUGAAAAUGGAGGAAAGCUCAUGCAAGCCCAACAUUAAGACCUACACCCCCUUGCUGAAACUAUGUUGUAAGAAAAAAUGGACGAAAAUCCUCUUGUAUUUGUUGGCACAUAUGUUUAAAAAGGACAUUAGCCUUGACCUGAGCACCUAUACUCUUUUAGUACAUGGUCUAUGUCAGAAUGGAAAGUUAGAUAAGGCAAGCCUGUUUUUUGAGGAAAUGGUGUCAAAAGGUUUUAUUCCUAAAGAACACACGUACGAUAUUAUGAUCAGGGCACUGGAACGGGGGAAUAUGGAAAGAGCAAAGGCAAAGGUUCAACAAUUGAUGGUGCAGGCGCAAAGCAUGAAACAAUCUGGUCAUCAUUUUAUGGCUAAACAUCAGAUUGGAUGAAGUCCAAUUUAAUUGCUAUGAUAGAUUUCUCUGGUGUGCAA
Elaeis guineensis (African oil palm) is the source of this 1950-nucleotide messenger RNA. RefSeq names its product protein RDM1. Gene Ontology annotation, biological process: gene silencing by siRNA-directed DNA methylation. Gene Ontology annotation, molecular function: protein binding. NCBI's taxonomy places the organism in Eukaryota, Viridiplantae, Streptophyta, Magnoliopsida, Arecales, Arecaceae. The record is from RefSeq and is a predicted model, not a curated record. Gene Ontology annotation, cellular component: nucleus.